UGUGCGCGGCGGGGGGUUGUGGGAGGCGGCGCAGGCGCAGAGCGGUGCGGUGGAUGGCGAAGCGCGGGUGAGACGCUCGGUGCGAGGCAGACACGCGGAGCGGCAGGUCGCGGGCAGGUUGCUGUGUGUACUGGGAUAGAGGCUCUUUCUGCAGUAACCCUAUCGUAACAGAUUCUUGAAUACUGUCGUCACCUAUAUGGAGUAUUUCCUGCAAGGAUAACCUUUGCUUCAGAUUACUAGUCGCCUUGUGUGGUUCGAAGGGAGGUGAUCACUUUGCCAUUUCCACGUUUGAGAGAUGUCGAAGCCAGCAGGUUCAAAGUCCAGGUCGCAAUCAUCCCACUCAAGGUCCCGCUCUCGGUCCCGAUCCAGAUCUUUUACUAGAUCUCGCACACGUUCUCGUUCACGGUCUCACUCAAGAAAACGGAAGUACAGCCCCAGGUCUCGUUCCAGGUCCUAUUCUCCAACUCAUAACCGGGAGAGGAAUUACCCGCGAGAGUACCAGCCUCGGGAGUUCAGAGGCCACCGUGGCUACAGGCGGCCCUUCAUCCAGCGUCGUGGGCGAGGCUACUACCCCCGGGGCAACUGGAACAACCGUGGGGGCUACGGCAACUACGGCAAUUACAACCAUUACGGCAACUACCGGCCCAACUGGCACAACUACCGCUCGACCUACAGUCCCCGGAGGGGCCGAUCCCGCUCUCGCUCUCCCAAGCGGAGGUCGGCGUCGCCAAGGUCCAGGAGCCGCUCCAGGUAUACUGACAAGUCAUCGUCCAGCAGGUCGGGCAGGUCAUCAUCAUCCAGGUCCCGCUCCUCUCCUCACCGCAGUCGCUCGGCCUCGCCAAAGCGGCGGAGCAAGAAAAAUAAAUCUGCCCAGAAGGAGGCGGCUGCCUCUCAGCCGCCCAGCCAGGAGCCCGAAGACCAGCAGAAGAGGUCACCCGAGGACGGGCAGGCUGGCAAUGGUGGCACAGAGACUCCCACUGGUCUGCCCCCCAAACGUGGCGACUCCUGGAAAGGUCUGACUGCCUACGACGCCAGCCCCAAGCAUCCCAGCCCUGCCCCGCGCUCCACGGUGGUGCUGAAGACCAGUUCUCCCGUGCAUUCCAGCCCCAGCCAGCAGAGCCCUCCACAGUCGAGCGUUGUCCGCCACACUUCGCCUCAUGGGAGCCCCUCACAGAUGAGUCCUCAGGGCCGUAGCCCCAGCAGGCUGAAUACCUCUCACCAGAGCCCUCCGUCUAUCAGCUCUACAAUUCGUAGCCUGCCUCGUCAAAUCUCGGCCAACCACAGCCCGCCGCAGAGGAGUCCACCGCUGACCGGUCUCCCACUGGGCAUUGCACAGAAAGAAGAAAUGCGGCCAGGAAUAUCUGGCCUAUUUCCGGAGCAGCCGGCCCCAACCAUCCCUUCAUAUCUAAAGAGGUAUGUUCCAAAAAGUGUGGUGAAAACGGAAUUCCAUGUGAAAAAUAUUCCAGAGAAGGGCAACCGUAGCAGCCAAUCCCCAAAACGAUUCAAGGGUGGAGUUGCAGAGGAUUUUGAAAAAGUGUCGAAAGCAGAGAUGCGUCACAAAUUUAGUUAUGAUGAAGAGGAAGUGGAGGAUCAUACUAAAGAAUACCCGUCCAAGAACCAAAAGGAAUAUGGAUAUGAGGAUGAGCCCAGGUACCGGAGCAAAUUAAUCGCAAGUAAAACUCAGGAGAGAUAUGACGAGGAAGAUGAGGAGGAGGAGGAAGAAGAUGAGAGUGAUAGGUCACGCAAACGGGAAGAAGUGAAUUUCUUUAAGCAGAUUGCCAUCUCCAAGGAAAAGUUUAGGGAGGUGGAGAAUGUGGAGGAUGAGGAAAUGAUACCUGAGAGAUUUAAAAAAGAGGACCGCUUUCAAACCAAGAAAGUAGAUGGGAACAGAUACCGGGAGGUAUCGCCCAUGAAAACAUCAAAGUAUAAGUCAGGCCGAGCAGAAAGUCCUCUUCCUGCAAGGAAGAGCACUGAGGCCAAAGAGCAGGAAGAUGUCACUGCUCUGGAGGAGAGCUCCUCAGUGCUCAAACCAGCUCAUCGUCCGACAGAGGUGACACUGAAAAUGGAUUCCUUGCAGUUUGGCGAUGAUGUUCUCGGCUCUGCCAACGUCCUGACCCAUGAACGACGACUCUGUCGUGACCUUGUUCACAAACCCAAAAAAGAUCAAGAGUUCCGUUCCAUCUUCCAACAUAUUCAGAUGGCCCAGACUCGCCGUAGCCCUUCAGAACUGUUUGCUCAGCACAUUGUGACAUUGGUUCACCACGUGAAAGAGCAUUACUUCAAAUCAGCAGCAGUUACAUUAAAUGAACGCUUUACAAUGUACCAAAGGAGAACAGCUGAGCAGGAGGUUCCCAGGCAGAAGAGCCCAGAAAUUCAUAGGCGGAUUGAUAUAUCACCCAGUGCUCUAAAGAAACGCAUGCAUCUCCGUGAUGACAUAAAGAAUCCGAAGGAAAGCAGUUAUAAGGGAGAAGGAAAAUUAAGGGAUGAAAUGGAUGACCUUCGCCAAGAUAUUGAGCAACGUAGAAAAUAUAAAAGCAAGGAAGGAGAGCAUAAAAAGGAUAGUUCCAAAGACUCAAGGGAUUCAAGUCAUUCACGUGAGCGCUCAAAGGAAAAAUCUGGAAAAGUUGCUAAAGCUUACAAGGAAUCGAAAAAGCCAAGGAAGCGCAAGAAAGCCAGAGCAAGGUCCAGCUCUUCAAGCUCCUCAUCUUCUUCCUCUUCCCCGGGGCACGAGGCAAAAGAAGAAAGAGAAGAGGGGGCAGGCCGGGAAGAACCCACUCCUGGCUUUAACAAAGCUCGCCUUGGGACAAGAGAGUUCACCGGCCCACCGACUCGAGGCCGAGCACGUGGAGUUUUUCAGUUCAGAAUAAGAGGAAGAGGAUAUGGCAGGGGAGCGUUUCCUGGUCCCAGCAAUAGCAGUAACCCAGGUAACACAACCUUCCAAAAGCGACCCCGUGAAGAGGACUGGGAUCCCGAGUACACGCCAAAAAGCAAAAAGUACUAUCUGCAUGAUGACCGUGAGGGAGAAGGAGACAACUACUGGGCAAACAAAAGGGGUCGCGGAGCUUUCCAGCGAGGCAGAGGUCGUUUCCUGUACAAAAAGUCCAACACCAGCCCCAAGUGGACACAUGACAAGUAUCAAGGCAGUGGACAGGAAGGCGUGGAGGAGGAAGAGGAAGAGGAGGAGGAGGAUGGGCAAAUUGCUGGCAUCGCCACCCAGGAAGAGAAAAAUAUGGGCGCGUUGGAACAGUAGAGGUGAAAGGACUGGGCCUAUCUCAUGGCAACAGUACAUUGAUUUGAGUAUAGAAGCUGAUCACUAGGAUCAGAGGAGAUUUCUUCAUCCAGAUCUCUAUAGGGUUUACAGUGUAGUAGGUUAUUUGUUUUGGUGGGGGUAAGGGUAUAGGACCCUUUUGAGAUUGAAAGGACCAAAAACAUCUUGUCUUUAAUGCAACUUACUAUAUAAAGUGCGGUGCGGGCGUCGUACCUGUGUCGUAAUACCACACGAGUCGACAUCGAUAACGCCACAGGUUGCCCUGGGGCUGUGAUUCCCCACCCCCGUGUAUUUAGAGACAUUAAAACAAUAUAUAAGAGUGCAUGUUGAUGCGACUUGUGCAGAUCGACUUUGCAAGCCUUCCUGAGCUACUGGGUUCAGUUUGUGAUAGGAAACUGCUUCAAAAAAAUGUGAACUGACAAGGGAAGGAGAAAAUGAGUACUCCCUUCACAAGUCGCACUCUGCAAUCUAGAAGAAAUUUCUUCCCAAAUUGUUGUUUUUCUGAGCCCCCGAUAUUGCCGCAUGCUUAUUUUAUCAUUAUGGGUUUUAAAACACUUUCACUUUUGAAGCCAGCUUUAUAGUGGUACAUGUUUCAAGGAUUCUCCUUCAUUUCCUUUCACUAGUUCCUUUUGCAAUCUGCACAUCUCCAUAUUUGGUUACGACGCUUGGCUUAUGCUUUAUUACCAAUGUGAUUGACGGCGAGAGUGGUUUCUAUAUUUUUUUGAUUUUGUUUUUUUAAAUAAGCAACUAGCAGUUCUUCAUGGGCCUAAUUCGCUGUUUGUUUGUAGUGUUGAUCAAAAGGUGUGAACCAGCUGUGAAUAUUUCUGAUAGUUCAGGUAUGAAAUGGCCCGAGUCAACAAACUUAAUGCCCAGAAGGAUCACUUUAAACCCGUGUGCUCGGCCCCAAUCUUCCCCCCCCCCCCCCCCCCCCCCCCCCCCCCCCCCCCCCCCCCCCUCCCAGCUUGCUAACAGCAAUAGUCUAAAUUGAAACAUUACAUUUUAGAUUGUGAGUUUGAGACGGCUCAAUGAGUGUAUUCAUUGAGCUGGUUCCUGGCCAUUGCUGUGGCCUCUAUUUCUUGUUUUAUCACUGUGCUCAGUGGAAGGGAUCCAGCCAGUAUUUCUGUUCUUGAUCACAUUACACUGCCUAAGAGGCUAUGUAUUUAAAUGCUGCUUAAGAACUGCGUUGAUCAUGAGCAAAGAACUGGAGAAGGGGUAAGGGCGAGAGAGGUGGGAGAAAAAUCACUUGAAAAAGGAAGAAAGGUUUUAACUUGGCUCAGAGCAUUAUUUGUGCCAGCUUCUUAUAUUUGGCAAGGCCUUUUUUUCUUCUUUUUUUUUCUCCCUCUAUCCCUCCCUCCCUUCCUCUGGCCACAGUUAGCAAAUAUAAUUGGAAUGGUUUGAGAGAGGCUGGACAAGGAUUAGGAACUGAGAUUCAAAUUAAUGGGGAGAUUCAACUGUUCUCAAAUAAUUCUUUAAAUUUAACAGAUCUGCAAAAAAAUAUUUACCUGAAGCAAAAGAUGUCAAUUAAUUUAGUUUGCUCGUUUCUGGCAAAUAUUCGAGGUGGUGCUGAUUGGAAUUGUGGAGUAUUGGAUCAUUGGGAGUGCUUGCAAGAGGACUCUUGCUGUGCAGAUCUGCCGUUUGAAAUACAGUUCGAUUGUCCAUGUAGGCAAGUAGUCUACAUUCUGUGAUACCUCCUCCAUAAAUGGUCCCAUUAAAACUUGAGCCUACGGGCAACAACCCCCCUCCCCCAGAUUAUGGCAUGGCUUCAGACUUGUGUUACCUGGUCACUAUCCACCAUUCUUCUGUCCCAAUUUCCUGCCGCCGCCCCCAAAAAUUUUGAAUUUCCCAACUGGGAAAUUGGGCGCAAUACACAUAUUAAUAAAGAAUGGAUUUAAGUUCCUUUUGAUUUUUUUAUUUGUUAUUGGGAGAUUCUUUCGUCAUCUGACUUUAAAUGUUGAGUCACUUGUUGCUUUAGACCUUGAAAUUAAUGUUAUUGAACAGACAUUGGUUAAACAUUUAAGUACAUUUUAUAUUGACAAUCAGCUGUCUCACCUCCACUCUGUGCCUAACCCCCAUUCUCUAUUGCAUCUUGCUUAAUCCCUUUAUUUUGUAUCUUUUUAUGUAUGUAUCAAAAAAUUAUUAAAAAAGUGACAUGCUCUCGGCUGCAGGAAGUAUGUUGGAUUUUUUUUUAUACAUAGAAGUAAAUAGUUGUGAGGGGAGGGGAACAUGAAAUGGGAGGAGUAUGACGGCUGCACUAUUUUUUGUAAUAUUUGUUGACUACCUUAUCACUAAGAUUCGUUAAAAGUCACUCUUGUCCAGAAUUUAACUUGAUUUGUAUCUCUCCAGUUAUUUGUGUUCAGUUUUGUUACUGUGGUCUCAUCCCUAGUCUAAAAUGGCAUUCUGUCAUUAAAUUUAGUUCCCUUGACUCUCCCUCAAACUGUGAUUUUGCUGAGGUUCAAAGCAUUGUGUUAAAUUUUAAUUAAACUUCUGUGCCAGCGUCA
Molecule: messenger RNA, 5766 nt
Organism: Leucoraja erinaceus (little skate)
Lineage: Eukaryota; Metazoa; Chordata; Chondrichthyes; Rajiformes; Rajidae
Product: thyroid hormone receptor-associated protein 3-like
Exons: 13
Coding region: 296-3250 (984 amino acids)
Biological process (GO): positive regulation of transcription by RNA polymerase II
Cellular component (GO): mediator complex
Molecular function (GO): transcription coregulator activity; DNA binding
Source: RefSeq, a predicted model, not a curated record